CCAGACUCUUUCUAGUGUGCGAGCACUGCGGCAUUUUUGACAGAAACUAACUGUCGUACUUAAUAUCUAGAAAAAUAAAGGCCGAAACCGCUCGAAAUAAAAAGUCGAGAUGACCGGCGGCGCGUUACGCGCCGCUCUGCACCACCGAACGGUGGAAGAGGUUCUGCAGGACGGGUCCGAACUAUGAGAUUGCACAACUCCCCUUUCACGUCAUUUGUCAUGCAAAAUCUCAUAUCCAGUAAGUUGCUACCCCGCCGUGGCACUGUCUGCAUUACAAAUUUUGGAGUACUACUCUCAGCGCACGAAAAACUUGUCAUGCACAGCAUCCACCUAAUAUGUUGGUGUUUGUAUCGCUGUUCAUGUUGCCCUGCACGUCGUGAGGGGGAGGGGGAGUAGUUGUGCACUCCCAUACGAGCUGCUGUUUGGCGGAAGUACAGCUUCUACGGGAAGAAAAAACAGCCUGAUGACUGAAACAAGCAAGGCCGACACGACCUCCAAUCUACUUGGCGGAAAUAAAGGCGUUGGCAGCUGCACGGUGACAUCAACUGGGAGAAGUAGAAGUUUCAAAUCCCGCGCGUCGACAUUAUCAAGACCGACUUCGUUCGAGUCCAUCAUCGAUAAGUUUCGGCAGGUACGAAGUGCGGAGGAAUCCAGCACGGCGGCGGGGAAAGAGAGCGGAGACAGCUUCGACAAGGGCAUGGAGAAUCCUUUGAGUAGUCAGGGGUGGAACACGAAAGACGAAAAGGACCGCGACAGGCUGGCAACCGCACUUGAGUCCGACGGGAAGCAGGUAUAGAUAGAAGAAAUAUCUUCAGUGAUGUAGUGAAAGAAGGCUUAUUUUUUGAUCCCAACAAUAAACUUCUAGGUGAUCUGGUUAUCUUCAUUACGGCGCUUGCUUUUAGCAUUUGAUUUGUCAGAAAGUUCUUGUUUCUGCGUGGACCAUCUAGAGGCACUUUGAUAUUUCCUCCAUUCUCCUCCAUCAUCCGGCAAAAGAAAAAACCUAUCAGCGCGAGGAGCUCUCGCUGUCUGGGAGCCAAACGAAAAACCGUGAGCAAGCGGAUGAGCCGGACGUUUUUCCGUUUCCCAGUCGUAGAACUGAAGACGGGGCAAGAGGAACUUUUCCAGCUGGUGCGCAGGACGACGGUGGCGGUGCGGAUGGUAAUGGUAGUGGUAAUAGCGAAAACGACGCAGACAUCAAGGAACAACAGAACGAGUUGCAGAACUUUCUCGGGGGUAGUAGCAGGACAACUGCACCCUCGUCUUCAGAAGGCCCGGAAGGGUCUUCGUCGUCGCCGUUUCCUGCGGCUGCAGUAUCCGUUGACGAUCGGUUACAGCCGCGGUUGGCGAGUGGUCCGGAUACCGAUGUGUUCCAAGUCUCAACCAGCAGUGACUCGUCGCAGAACGUUGCUCCAAAGCACCUGCGGAGCAGCGAGGGUCUCUUCGCGGCCCCACCGUCGGUCGUUGCGGGUGGGAGCAGCUCGUCGGCCACGAAGGUAGGAGGACCAUCUACAACUUCCACUGAAGAUCCUCGUCCUACCAGCGACGAAGCGGCGCAUCAACCCGCGGAUCCUCGCGAAGAAGGAGAUCCGGCUGGUCGGGGAGCCGUGGAGGUGGCUCCUGCACAAGGAGAAGAUACUCCGGAGGACGGUCUCGAGUCGCUCAGCGCGAGGGGGGAGCAGGCCGCGGGUGGGGUGUCGACUGGGAGCAGGAGGAAAGCUCCGAACGGACCGGUAAGAGAGGAUGACGACAUGGUGGAGCUGGGGAAAAACGAACCGAAAAUUAUCUUUGACGAGGAAACCGGGACUAUCCUGAAUAAAAACUACGUGCUACUUGAUGUCCACGACCUCAGAUGUUGUGAUUGAUGCUACACAAAUCCAAAGGCUAGGGGAGGCACGCAUGAAGAGAAGUUUACGUCUGCGGUGCUUAUACUAGUGAAGGGAAAAACAGGCAAGAUCAUUGCAAGUGUGCCUGCAAAUGCAAGUAUCAUGAUGCGCGGAAAAUCGAGGUAGAGGCUCUGGGUAGAAGGUUUUUAUUCUCGAUAGCAGCGAUCCAGAUUAUCGAUCCGGACGAAGACGGAUCAUCUGCGCAUCAUGAUCAACAGGAAAAUGGAAGAAACGCCGACGAUCCAGACAAGAUGAAGCUUAUCCGGUGCAAAAGUACUAUCGCGCUCGUAGAAGUUCUUGCAGCUGUCCAGCAUGUUGAUAGAUCUGCUUGCCAAUCUGCAUGACAGACUGGAUUUUGCAGCCACGUGGUAGAAUUUGUCAAGAUGCUAUUAACUCUACUGCUAUCUGGACAAAGAUGCUACGAUGAUCAUACUUUUGCAAAAUGCAUAAGAGUCCCACAAGAAGACGUGACCAUGGUGGUAGACAGCGAGCACCCGGAGAACCCGCCGUUAGCAAUCAUCAUGAACAAAGAUAAGGCUGCGGCUUCCCGGCACAUCAAUAAAGACCACCGUGCUGCUCCGGACGACGCGGAUAAUUUUCCGUUCCCAGACGAGUUGUCAACGAACGACAAAGGGACGAGGCCGCCUUUUCCACUUUUGCCGCCGUCCUUGAUGGGGGGACCACGACGGCCAAACAACGACGAAAUGGUGAACGGGUCAACCUCCACUUCCAGCGACGAAUCUUCCUCUACGUCCACGUCCCCUGGGUCGUUAGUCGGGACGGUCGUCAGCCUCGGGGCCCACGUGUACCUUGGCUUGUACAUCUUUACCCGCUUUUUCCGAAAACUCACCGGCGAAGAGGACGAGGAGGAGGUGGAAGAACUGCAGGAACAUCAAUCCACACAACAUGCCUCCUCGGCGACCUCCGGGGCUGCUUCAUCUAUCUCCGUGAGUCGUGGAAUUAACGAUGAUCCGCAGCGUGGUCAAGAAGAUGAUCCGCAGUUAAACGCGCAAUUACGCGAGGACAUGGGGAUCUUGCUUCCGAUUGACGAAGUGGAUGGAGAUGAUGGGGACCGAAUUCAAGAACGGGAAGAUCAACUUAUUGUUCCUAUCAACACGACAAACAAGAACGAUGGAGACAACGAAACUGGUGCGGUCAUGACAUCUUCGUCCAUUUUCGUGGAAGAGGAUCAUGUGGUCCUGGCACAGCCGUUGUCCGGGUACGGCAGCGCGGUGGAGCCAGUAAGAACAUCUACGAGUCUACCAAAUGCAAUUAUUUCUCGGUCUGCAGCUCCUCCUGGAAGAGUGCGAGAUGUGUCAGGCUAGUCUGGUAGAUGUAGGACGCUGAGCUCUGUGAUAUAAUUGCAUGGCCAUCGCCAUGAAGAUAGAAGACGAGCUUCUCUUGUCUGCCAUGCAAAAACGUAGCUGCUCAUAAUACCAUGAGGAGUACACAACAGAGAGGCACGAAAAAUCAGUCAUGCUUGCGCUUGCAUUACAGUGUGCCUAUUUUAUUCGCUGACACAUGCAUCGCGAGAGUAAAAUUUUCCACUUCCAAACAGACCGACAAACAUUUGCAACCCAUAAAGGCGUUCCGGGUACAACAGCGACGCGAAUAGUUCGACUUCCUUUCACGUGGUUAAUCAUAACGCGGUGGAGAUGAAUAUGAAUUAUCAUGCGGAGCUGGGACGAGAACUAGAACUAGAAGCGGAUGGAGAUAACCGACAUGGAUCAAGAUCAAGUUCGAGCAGAAAUAGCAAAAGCGAACAGAACCACCAUGCGGAAGGAGUGAAACCACUAGGAGCGAUGACCGAAAAAGGACAACAUGAUCCACCACCAGCGUCUACGCCCUCCACAGCAGCCGCUGCUACCACACCCGCGUUUGUCGUCUCGUCCCCCUCACACUUGCCAUUCGGAUCCUUACUGUCGCAGACAUCGCAAGUAGUUCUAUCGGUGAAUAGUACAACUUCGUCUACAACUUCCGCCACCGCUACACAAGGACUACCUGCUCCACCCGCUGGGACGAAUUUCGUCGGUUCCCAGCAACAGCACAUCAUUCUGGUCGAGGAAAACAGAAAUACCAUAAGAAAUAAUGGUGCGACUUCCUUGACAAAUCAUCCCUCAACAUCUUCGACCACUCCAGCAGGAGAUGCUUUGAACACCACGGUAGAAACGGUGGAAAAUAUCAACAUCAACCAACAGCAACAAUUAAUAGACCAUCAAUCCGCCGCUGCUCGGGGUAGUGCUAGAGCAAGUGUUACGACAUCAAAAUCUUUUCCGCGGGUGGAGGAGGUGCCGGCUCUUCUUGGGCAACUACAAAAUGUUGGGGAAGGAAAGGACCAGCAUCAGCAUGAUGAAGACCGGGAUCAUGGGGCUUCAUCUUCGUCGAGGAAUCAUGGGAAUGAUCGAAACUACCUUGACCAGAUGACGGAGCAAGGGUCUACAAGUGCAACUUCGGGUAGCAACGACAAUGUCGACUCAUCCACUGUGUCGUCUGGCAACAGCACAUCCAUGCUGGCAAGUGGGAGCUUUGUGGACGUUGUGUCCGAACUUUUUUCCGGCGUCGCCAGCGCCGGGAGCGGAGCGGCGGAGCAGGAAAUGCUGGGUGGAAACCAGUCCGGAUCCCGAAAUUCCCGAUUGCUGCGGGAACUGAAUACUUCUUCUCAGGGUCAUCAGAAUUCUAGUACUUCGAAUAGUGCGGGCACGAACUUGCGGCCCUCGGCGGAAUAAGAAAAAACAAUAGUGCGUAGGGUGAUGUCAGAAACAAAAAUAGAUAAAGGCGAAAUGCGGAUGCGGGGGGAUACGCCUGUUGAGGAGCGAGAAUUAGUAUCUUAGUCCAAAAGAGGAAUUUACUUUCCCAGAAAUACAAUUAAAGUACGUAAAGAAGUCAUUGGAACGUAGUUCGUGAAGCAAAGUUACAUACUCGUAGUUGGUACAAAAGAACCUACUUGGGAAAAUUUUCUACAGUUUUCGAUGUCUAAUCAGUAAAUAACGCACGACGACAGACGCCCGCCUGCUUCAAAAGGCUGCAGUUUGUAAUUGUACCAACCGGUUGUAUCAGAGCAAGACGAAGACUGAAAGAACACCAAAUGUAAGACUCAUGAACAGCAACAGGCGGAAAAACAAGUAAGAGACAAAGGAACAACGGAGUCGAACGCUGAACAAGCGCGGCAAGGGUUCUAGAGAGAGUACCUACUUGCUGGUGAUCAGGAAGACGACGGCGCCAGCAGUCG
This is a messenger RNA of Amoebophrya sp. A120, 5112 nucleotides long. The record is from the annotation of a GenBank genome assembly. Lineage: Eukaryota; Dinophyceae; Syndiniales; Amoebophryaceae.